Molecule: messenger RNA, 246 nt
Organism: Trichobilharzia regenti
Lineage: Eukaryota; Metazoa; Platyhelminthes; Trematoda; Strigeidida; Schistosomatidae
Source: the annotation of a GenBank genome assembly
AUGACUUUGAAGAGUAGAAAUAGGUUGCACUUCACUCUCCUUAACCACAGAGGCUCUAAUUUCAGACGUACACACCUGUCAACAUAUUCCACUUGUUGGUCGAACCCUAUUAUGCGUUUCGUGAGGAAUCUCUGGACACUUUCGAUUUGUUUUCUGUCUACAGUCCUGAGGUUACUAAAUAGGAGAGCACAAUAUUCAAGUUCAGGACGGAUACAUGUCCUAUAUAUAGCUAAUCUUGCUUCUUGG